CGCGGCGCCGCGCGGAGCGCACCGCUGAGUCGACGGUCCUCUCGCGGGAGCCUUGCGAAGCCUUGUGAAGCGCUGUGCGGACGUGCGCGGGGUGCGUUGUGCUGCGGCAGGUGCGCGAGGACGGUGAGGAGCUGAGCUUGGGGACGCUGCGGACGCCGACGCAGACGCACUGCUGUGCACGAUGGGUCUGAAACAGAGCAAGCGAUCAUUCCAAGUGACGACAGGUUCACCAAAGAAGGGCGGCGUGGUUGACGCCAAGAUUGAGGUUGUUGAGGCAAAGGAAGACGCCCCGAACAAUGGCGACGUAACGCCGCAGCACACCAAGCCGGAGCAGCCCGGAGCAGACCAGAAUGGCGGCGGUGGCGACGCCGAGGUGAACGGCGAAAAUGGCAAGCAGGAAGCCAACGAGAAGGGGCAGCCGGAGGAGAAGAAGGUGAAAAAGAAGAGGAGCUUCCGUAGCUUCAGUUUCCUGCGGAGAGAGAAGAAACAGAAGGAGGUGAAGAACCAGAAUGCGAAGAAUGAUGACGCCAAGGUGGAGACGGAAGCCGCCACGGAGGAGAAGCCAGCCGAGGAGGCGCCCGCCGCCCCGCAGGAGGCCAAGGCUGAGGAAGCCGGCGCGCCGCCAGAGCGGAGGCGCCGAAGGAGGGAGGCGAUGCCGGCCCCGGCUGGCCGAGGAUCAUCUGUCAGGGCCGUUUGUCAGGAUCAUUUGUCAGGGCCGUCUGUCAGGAUCAACUUCAGGGUCAUCUGCUAG
Pollicipes pollicipes is the source of this 751-nucleotide messenger RNA. RefSeq names its product MARCKS-related protein 1-B-like. The coding region runs from base 182 to 751 and encodes 189 amino acids. NCBI's taxonomy places the organism in Eukaryota, Metazoa, Arthropoda, Thecostraca, Pollicipedomorpha, Pollicipedidae. The record is from RefSeq and is a predicted model, not a curated record. The transcript has 6 exons.